AUGUCCAACUUUGACCAGGCUAACUCAUCCUCUUUUUCACAACUCUCUGAAGCUUCAAACUCAACAAAAAAACGCACUCUGCAGGAUUUACAAUCAAACGCCAACCCAGCCACAGAUUUUAUUAAUGACUCUACAAUCAGCACCAAUUUAUUCUCUGUAGAAGCAAAGCGAAUACUCCUCAAACAUCUUGGCUCGAUCGUUUUGGAGAAAAAAGGUCCAAUAGAUCCUGUAUACGGUUUGACGCAAGGGGAGGUGAAUGCCAUUAGAAGUGCAGUGGCUUUGACGAAAAAAGAGAUAGCUUCGCGGUCUACAAACGAUUAA
Naegleria lovaniensis is the source of this 321-nucleotide messenger RNA. RefSeq lists its product as uncharacterized. NCBI's taxonomy places the organism in Eukaryota, Heterolobosea, Eutetramitea, Acrasida, Naegleriidae. The record is from RefSeq and is a predicted model, not a curated record. The transcript has a single exon. The coding region runs from base 1 to 321 and encodes 106 amino acids.